Cygnus olor (mute swan) is the source of this 771-nucleotide messenger RNA. RefSeq names its product pulmonary surfactant-associated protein A-like. The record is from RefSeq and is a predicted model, not a curated record. Bases 48 to 650 code for a protein of 200 amino acids. Lineage: Eukaryota; Metazoa; Chordata; Aves; Anseriformes; Anatidae. The transcript has 3 exons.
CUACACAGGAGAGUAAACCAAGACUUUUUUAUAUUUGGCUUUGAAUAAUGCUGUCACCACAGAUGUUCCACAGAAUCUUAGCAGUGGCUCUUUUCCUGCUCCCCUACUGUGCUCGAGGUAACCCAGCACACAAGUUUCCAGUGCCCGGUUUCAGGAUCUUACCUGAAAAUGGGAUAGCUGAAGGCUUUAUAUCAGGCUUCAAAUCACUUCCUGGCAAAGAAAUGGGAGAUGUUAUCCUUCAAUUAGAAGAUCGGAUUUCCAAACUUGAAAGAGUCCUCCACUUGGAAGGAAUAAUAACAGCAUCUGAAGGAAAAAUAUUUGCUACCAAUGGGAAAACAGCCGAUUUCCACGCUACAGUGAAAAAAUGUGGAGAGGCUGGGGGUUCUAUUGCCACUCCAAGGAAUGCAGGCGAGAAUGAUGCCAUUCUGUACUUUGUGAAACAGUUCAAUAAGUACGCCUACCUAGGGAUAAAGGAAUCUCUAAUUCCAGGCAAAUUCCAGUUCCUGGAUGGUGCUGAACUGAGCUAUACCAACUGGCAUCCAAACGAGCCUUCUGGCAAAGGGGAAGAGGAGUGCGUGGAGAUGUACACUGAUGGUACUUGGAAUAACAAAAAGUGCAACCAGAAUCGCCUUAUUGUCUGCCAGUUCUAGUGCUCCCUCCUGCUGCUGUCUGGCAGGGUCCCUGGAAUUGUUUUUCCCAUCCCUUGUUUCUUCAUUUGUAGCUAGUGAACUAAGAUAACAGCAUGAAAAAAUAAAAGUUACUUUCCCAGCC